Molecule: messenger RNA, 1503 nt
Organism: Lachancea sp. 'fantastica'
Lineage: Eukaryota; Fungi; Ascomycota; Saccharomycetes; Saccharomycetales; Saccharomycetaceae
Source: the annotation of a GenBank genome assembly
AUGUCAUUGUACGAAUACAAACAUCCUAUCAUCAACAAAGAACUGGCGACCGGACCGGACGCCGGGUCGCGCAGACAGUUUGCCACGCUGGAAACGUGGUACGAUGUGGUCAACGACUAUGAGUUCCAGGCGCGAUGCCCGAUCAUUUUGAAGAACUCGCAUCGCAACAAACACUUUACGUUUGCGUGCCAUUUGAAAUCGUGUCCUUUCAAAGUGUUGCUGAGCUACUCGGGCCACAACAAGGACGGUCCCUUUGAAUCGUCGCCUCGUGGUGAUGAGAACGACGGCGAAGGUGAGGGCGUUGUUGGUGGUGGUAGUGGUGGUGGAGAAGGCGUCGGAGACGAGGUCGACGAAGACGUGGACGGUCGCGAUGGUGCGCAUAGCGCACAUCGCGACGACGUGAGCGCUGCUAUCGCAGCAGCCGUGGCUGCCGUCACAGACACGAAACCAGGUCAUCCGGCCAGCGGCGGUGAUCUUCACCACCAUAACCACAACCAUCACCACAACCACUCCCAUCACCAUCACCAUCACCAUCACUCCCAUGAAGACGACGACGCUGGAGUCACAGAUGUUUCGGGACUUGAUGCCCAGCAAUUGGGCUCGGUACGUGGUCCAUUCACGGUCACGAAAAUUGAUCCCUACCACAACCAUCCGUUGGAAUCGAAUUUGUCGUUGUCGAAAUUCGUGCUCACCAAAGUGCCCCGGAUUUUGCAAAACGACCUCAAAUUCGACUCCAUUCUGGAAUCGCUCUGUAACGACGACGAUAACACGGUCGCCAAGUUCCGGGUCUCGCAAUACGUCGAAGAAAGCGGGAUUCUGGACAUCUUGAAAGAAAGAUACGGACUUUCCGACCACGAUCUCGACAAAAAACUUCUUUCGCACAUUGCUCGUCGUAUCACCACCUACAAGGCUCGUUUCGUGCUCAAGAAGAAGAAAAACGGCACUUACGGAGUGCCCGCCAGCGCCAUGAGUGCUGCGGCCGCCGCAGCGGCCGCCAUCAACGCCAACGGUUCCGGAUCGGGCUCUCAAACGCCCCAGCAGCACGACCAGCAGCGUCUACACCAUCUCCACCAGCAACAACAACAACAACAGCAACAGCAGCAACAGCAGCAGCACCACCAACAACAACAACAGCAGUUGUCACACCAGCCACAUUUGGGAUCCCCAGAUGUCGACAAAAAACGGUCUUAUGCAACCCACGGCUCUGUGGCAGAUCAUGACGAUGACCUAGAAUCGCGCAAACGGUCUCGUUCCAACAAGCUUUCCACAGCGGUGAAAAUGGGGACGCGCUCGUCUUUGGUGAACGAUCCGGGUCUUGCCCAAUUGGAAGACGUCAAUGACGCCGAGGACAACAAACUACCUCAGGACGUGGCCGAACAAUUGCGUUUGUUGAGUUCGCACUUGAAGGAAGUCGAACAACAACAACAACAGCAACAACACCACCACCCUGAGCUGCGCGACGAAAACGAUGAAAACAUCCAGCCCGAGUUGAGGGGCCAGUAA